This is a messenger RNA of Centropristis striata (black sea bass), 2188 nucleotides long. Its product is annotated as hsFATP2a_ACSVL_like domain-containing protein. The record is from RefSeq and is a predicted model, not a curated record. The transcript is spliced from 10 exons. Bases 97 to 1959 code for a protein of 620 amino acids. NCBI's taxonomy places the organism in Eukaryota, Metazoa, Chordata, Actinopteri, Perciformes, Serranidae. Gene Ontology annotation, molecular function: long-chain fatty acid-CoA ligase activity; long-chain fatty acid transmembrane transporter activity.
UUGAGUGGGUGAACUUUGUCACAAAUUUCACGGAGCUGCAUAACAUCCACCUCCUCUACCUCUCGGCUACAGAUGUCUCAUGCGUAGCCCUGCAAAAUGUACAUCUGGUUUACGGUUUUGGCCGGACUGGCUAUCCUGUCCUUCUCCUUCCUCCGGACACUUUCCCCUUACUUCGGGGAGGAAUUCAUGUACAUCCUGAGGAGCAUUAAGCUCGGCAUCAGGCUCACCAAGUACAAGAAAAUCAAACCUUUUUACAGCGUCCUGGACUGCUUCUUGGAUGCAGCGAAGAGGCAUCCCAAUAAGAUCUUCGUGCACUUUGAAGGACGUGAAUAUACUUAUGGAGAAGUGGACAAGCAGAGCAACAGGGUGGGCCGAGCCCUGCAGGCUGCAGCCGGGCUGAAGGAGGGGGACACGGUCGCCUUGUUUCUGGCCAACGAGCCCAGUUUCAUUUGGACCUGGCUCGGUUUGGCGAAGCUGGGAUGUUCGGCUGCUCUGCUCAACUUUAACAUCAGAUCCAAGGGUCUGCUGCACUGUUUCUCCUGCUGCGGGGCCAAAGUGAUCAUCGCCUCUCCAGAGCUGCAGAGCGCCGUAGAGGAGGUUUUACCGACGCUGAGAGAGCAAGGCAUCAGUGUGUACUUGCUGUCAGAGAGCUGCAGCGUGCAGGGCAUCAACACUUUGUCUGAUAAGAUCUCCCAGGCCUCAGAUGAGCCGAUGUCCCGGGACCUCAGAGCCAACGUCAACAUCAAGAGCACUGCUCUGUACAUCUACACGUCGGGCACCACAGGUUUGCCUAAAGCCGCCGUCGUCACCCAUGAGAGGGUUUGGGCCGCCUCCUUCAUUCAGGCAGUAUCUGGAAUCACAUCAGACGACAUCUUCUACAUCAACCUGCCGCUCUAUCACAGUGCAGGCUUCCUCAUCGGGAUGGUCGGAGCCAUCGAGAGAGGUGUGACCAUUGUUCUGAAGAGGAAGUUCUCCGCGUCUCAGUUCUGGGACGACUGCAGGAAGUAUAAUGUGACAGUGAUGCAGUACAUCGGUGAAACAAUGCGCUACCUCUGCAACACGCCCAAGAAAGACAACGAGAAGAACCACACGGUGAGGAUUGCCAUCGGAAAUGGAGUCCGAACAGACAUUUGGUCGGAGUUUCUGAAUCGAUUCGGGGACAUUAAAGUCAGAGAGCUGUACGCCGCCACAGAGGGAAACAUCGGCUUCAUCAAUUACACGUCCAAGAUCGGUGCAGUGGGGCGAGUCAAUUUUGUCCACAAGUUUUUCUUCCCGUACACUUUGAUCAAGUUUGACAUUGAGAAGGAGGAGCCGAUCAGGAACUCUGAGGGUCUGUGCAUCGAGGCGGCCAUAGGUGAGACUGGUCUUUUGGUGGGAAGGGUUACUCCGAGAUCUCCCUUUGUCGGGUACGCCGGCAACCAAACACAGACUGAGAAGAAGAGGCUCCGAAACGUGUUGAAAAAAGGCGACCUGUACUUCAACACUGGAGAUUUACUUCGAUUUGAUGACAUGAACUUUGUGUACUUUCAGGAUCGAGUUGGUGACACUUUCAGGUGGAAAGGAGAAAACGUUGCCACAUCGGAGGUUGCAGACAGUCUCACAAUGGCUCAUUGCAUUUUGCAGGCAAAUGUCUAUGGUGUUAAAGUUGAAGGUCAUGAAGGACGGAUCGGCAUGGCAACUGUCACUCUGAGAGAAGGAGAAGAUUUCGACUGUUCAGACACCUACAAGCAGGUUGUCAACUAUCUCCCAGCGUAUGCAAGACCUCGAUUCAUCAGAAUUCAGCCCCGCCUGGAGUUGACGGGGACAUUCAAGAUGAAGAAAGUGAAGCUGGUGGAGGAGGGAUUCCACCCAGCUCACAUCCAAGAUCCUUUAUACUUCUUAGAUUCGGAGAAAAAGACGUACGUUCCCAUGACAGAGGACAUCUACAGAGCAAUCACUUGCAGGGAAAUAAAACUCUAACACAGAAAAUAGGCAUUGUUGAAGCAGACGACCCCUUACAUAAACAGUCUACUAAUCUCAGGGACACACUGAGUCACACCAUGUUUUAAGAGACUACUUUUUUUUCUCCAUUAACACAAGUACCUUGCAUCUCUACAGUUUUUGUAAAUGUAUUUGACAGUAUGUGAUAUACAGGUAUGUCUUACUGCCACUGUUGUACUUUUAAUAAUAAAACUCUGGUUGUCUUUUC